Molecule: messenger RNA, 2028 nt
Organism: Lactuca sativa (garden lettuce)
Lineage: Eukaryota; Viridiplantae; Streptophyta; Magnoliopsida; Asterales; Asteraceae
Product: importin subunit alpha-1a
Biological process (GO): protein import into nucleus
Cellular component (GO): cytoplasm
Molecular function (GO): protein binding; nuclear import signal receptor activity
Source: RefSeq, a predicted model, not a curated record
AUUGAUCAUAAUCAGUUCGAUCGCUCCUACUUUUUCAUAUAACAUAUUCAUCAAUUAUUUUGCUUAUGUAUUUGUAACCAUAGGGUUUCGAUUUUGAGUUGAAUUCGAUCACCGGUUAAUCAUGUCUCUGAGGCCAAACGCCAGGACUGAGGUUCGCCGGAACCGGUACAAGGUGGCCGUAGAUGCGGAGGAAGGAAGGCGGAGGAGGGAGGACAAUAUGGUUGAGAUCCGUAAAAACAAGAGAGAGGAGAACUUGCUUAAGAAGCGUCAAGUUCAGCCGUCGUCACAGCCGCUGUCUACUGGUGCUCCUAUUCAAACCGCCACAAUCGAGAAAAAGUUAGAAAGUCUUCCUUCAAUGGUUGCUGGAGUCUAUUCAAAUGAUGGCAAUAUGCAGCUAGAGGCAACUACCCAGUUUCGUAAAUUGCUCUCUAUAGAAAGGAGUCCACCAAUUGAAGAAGUUAUACAAUCUGGAGUUGUGCCUAGGUUUGUAGAGUUCCUAAUGAGGGAGGAUUUUCCACAGCUUCAGUUUGAGGCUGCUUGGGCACUCACAAAUAUAGCUUCUGGCACUUCUGAGAAUACCAAAGUGGUAAUUGAUCAUGGAGCAGUUCCAAUUUUUGUAAAGCUUCUUGCUUCUCCAAGUGAUGAUGUUCGUGAACAGGCUGUUUGGGCAUUGGGGAAUAUUGCUGGAGAUUCACCAAAAUGUCGUGAUCUUGUCUUAGGUCAAGGUGCAUUAAUGCCUUUAUUGGCUCAAUUGAAUGAACAUGCUAAACUUUCAAUGCUGAGAAAUGCCACAUGGACAUUAUCAAACUUUUGUCGUGGAAAACCACAACCUCCAUUUGAGCUGACAAAACCAGCACUUCCUGCAUUGGAAAGACUUGUUCAUUCAAAUGAUGAAGAGGUGUUGACGGAUGCAUGUUGGGCUCUCUCUUAUUUGUCUGAUGGAACAAAUGACAAAAUUCAAGCUGUAAUUGAGGCUGGUGUCUGUCAACGUCUUGUUGAGCUCCUCCUACAUCCUUCUCCUUCAGUAAUCAUUCCUGCACUUCGAACUGUUGGGAAUAUUGUUACAGGCGAUGAUCACCAAACUCAGUGUAUUAUUGAGCAUGGUGCACUUCCAUAUCUGUUGAGCUUGUUGACACAUAACCAUAAAAAGAGCAUCAAGAAAGAAGCCUGUUGGACUAUCUCAAACAUAACUGCUGGAAACAAAGAACAGAUACAGGCUGUAAUUGAAGCUGGGUUAAUUGGUCCUUUAGUGAAUCUGCUUCAGACAGCUGAAUUCGACAUAAAGAAAGAAGCUGCUUGGGCAAUAUCAAACGCCACUUCUGGUGGAAACAAUGAACAGAUCAAGUAUUUGGUGAGUCAGGGAUGUAUCAAACCCUUAUGCGAUCUGCUUGCAUGUCCGGACCCACGGAUCGUGACUGUUUGUUUAGAAGGACUUGAAAACAUUCUGAAAGUAGGUGAAGUGGAGAAGAAUUUGGGUCAAAGUGGAGAUGUUAAUUUCUAUGCCCAGUUGAUAGAUGAAGCAGAAGGUCUAGAAAAGAUUGAAAAUUUACAAAGUCAUGACAACAAUGAAAUUUAUGAAAAAGCAGUUAAGAUUCUCGAGACGUAUUGGUUGGAAGAAGAAGAUGAACAUGAAGGAGUAGGAGGAGAUGUUGCUCUUCCUCAACCCGGGUUUAAUUUUGGUGGAAACAAUAAUAUUCAACUUCCUUCUGGUGGAUUCAAUUUCAACAAUUGAAGGUAAUUAUUAUAUUGUUAGUUGUUACAACUUGCAAUCUUAAAAAAGUAACAGUUGUAGGUUUUUGGAGGAAGUAUAGUAUGUUGGUGUGGUCAAUGGUCAAGAGUCAAGUCCAAGUCCGGUCAGGUCGGGUUUUGUCAGUUGAGUGCAUCUCGGGCAGUCUGGUUACCCGUUACAAUAUAAGCCCAUUCAGAUGUGAAGGUUGGUGAGUUGAGCAUUGGUUGUGAUGUUUUGUAUAUCAGCUUUGAUAUUGUGUGAGGAAACAGAUGAGCUUUAUAUAAAUAUAUGUUUUAAAA